UCCCUAAUUCUCAAGUCUCAACCACCAACAAUGGAUGAUAGUUUCAGAGUUAGAGUUGACAAAAUCUUCGGCUCUCUUUCGUCAUCAACAUCUCCGAAUCUAAAUUCCUUGUGGUCCCUCACUGACGAAGAAAUUGAAAAGAAUGAGUGGAACCGGACCAAGGAAGAACCCGAACCCGAACCAAAGUCGUUCUUCGCUAACGUUCGACAGAAGAAGAAAGCGGAGCGGUUCAAUCCAGAGCUUGAGAAGGACCUGUUAGACCUGGACAAUGGUAUAGACGACGAAGCAGAGGCACGUGACUCACGUGCUUCGUUGAGCCGGUCUGUGAAGGGAGAUGAUUAUAACGAUGAAGAAUGGGAGAUAAAAUGCAAUAUUGGCUUGGAUUGUACGCUUGAUUACGAGGAAGAGGAAGACCAGUUUGACAAAGUGGCUGUUGGCGAGGAAAAGACUGGAGAUCGCUUAUAUAUGAAGGAUGUAAAUGACUAUGUGACAGAUGCAGAUUGUUGUGAUGAACUUCCAGACUCAGUAAAGGAUUUCUCUAGGGAUCCUCGUGCCAAUCAUAUUGCUGCUAAAAUUCGACUGAAAGAAGAUGCAGAAGCUGCAAAGAAAAUUGGCUUUUUACGGGUAUCUGAGCAAGAUGCACCUUCUGGUAUGGAUACUCAGAGUCAGAAUAACACUGAGGAGGGUAGCCUGAAACCAAUUCUGAAGAGGGGGGAUAACCCUUCUGAUUCAAAGCCUCGAAAGCGUGUCCGGUUUGAUUCCGAAUGUAAAGACAGAGUUGAUGAGAACACCAACAGGGAAGAAGCUAUGGUCUCAAAUGAAGCGUUUACUUCACCUCCGGAUUAUCCUUCUGGGAUUCCAGAUUAUAUGCGCAAUCCGUCCAAGUAUACUUGUUAUACUUUUGAUUCAGAUGAUAUCGAUGAUAAAUCUAACGCGCAAGCCUAUAUGGACUUCCUUAAUAUGGUAAAGAAAAAUACUACAGAAUCACCAGCAGAAGAUGAUUCCGGCGGUCUUCCCAAAACAGUUACUUUUAUUCCAAAGAAAAAAACAGGUGAUGCUACAAUGACAGAAAAUAAUACCAAGUCAAAGCAAAAUCAAGAUGAUACUAGUAAGGAGUCAACGUAUAAGAGAGGCUUGCCUAUAGGAAUUCCUGCUGCUGAUGAAGAAUAUGAUGAAGUAUGUGCCAUGGACGAAGAUGAACCAGAAACUGUUGCUAAUAAAACCGUUGGUUCACAAAAUUCAGGCCGCCGAUAUCGGAUGAAAGUCAAGUCAGAUUUGGAGUAGACUUGUUUACCUGAUGAACAUCCUGAUAAUUU
This is a messenger RNA of Pistacia vera, 1316 nucleotides long. RefSeq lists its product as uncharacterized. The record is from RefSeq and is a predicted model, not a curated record. The transcript is spliced from 2 exons. Lineage: Eukaryota; Viridiplantae; Streptophyta; Magnoliopsida; Sapindales; Anacardiaceae. Bases 31 to 1284 code for a protein of 417 amino acids.